AUGUAAGAGCAACAGGUCCAGUAAAAGAUGCUUAAGGAUGUUAAAUCUGAAGCCAAGAUUAGAAUUGAACUUCUUGACAUACCAGGUGCUUAUCAUUAUCUUGACCCAGAUUUCAUUGAAAUUUUCAAAGCUUUAUCAUCAACAGAGUCAUAUUUAAUCUUUGAAAAUAAGGCUAUAAAGUGCUUGAUUGAUUUUAAUUUUCCAGUUGUAAGAAAUUUUUUGCUCUUGCUCCUUAUAAUUCCCUUUACUGUAUUCCACAUUACUUUUGUAGUCUAUAUGAAUGUUGUGUAUGAAAAAAGAACAGAAAGUUUGGUAUAUGAAACAGUAAAUUAUAUUUUGGCUAUUUAUUAAGUCAUAAUGUGCGCUUACUUUUUGUUUAAUGAGAUGAGAUAAGUAUACAACCUUGGACUUUAGUAUCUAUACUCAGUAUGGAAUUAUAUAGAUAUAUUAGCUCCUGCUGGUGUGGCUAUUUUACAUGGAAUCUAAUUUGCUGAGUUUAAACAAAUAGAAAUAAAUUAAGACUUCAAUAGAUGCGUUUUAGCUAUUUCUACAUUUUUAAUGUGGUUAAAAUUCCUUUCUACUCUAAGAAUAUUUAAGAGUACUGGAUACUUGAUCAGAAUGAUAGUUUAGGUUAUCUAUGAUAUGGGAAUAUUCUUGUUUGUGCUACUAAUUACUGUAGCUGCUUUUGGAGACUCUUUUCUAAGAAUAGCAUGGGGGAAUGAGGAAGAAAAUUAAUUCACAACUUCAUUUGUCCCCGCAGUUCUUUUUGCUUAUUCUAUGAUUUUGGGUGGAUAUGAUACCGAGGCUUUUGGGGAUGUUGCUGUGCCUCUUGUUUGGAUAUUUUGGGUUCUUUGUACCAUCCUCGAUAUGAUUGUCAUGCUUAAUUUACUUAUUGCUAUCAUAUCUAGCACUUUUGAGAGAGUCAAUGAAAAUUAAGAAUAGGCAAGUUAUCAAGAAAUGGCAUCCCUUAUCUCAGAAAAUCAUUAUCUUAUUCCAAAAAGAACGAGACAAAAAUAUGCAGAGUAGAAUGUAUAUCUUCUAGUUGGAUAUGACUUAGAGAAAUUGAAAGACUUCAAGGAUCCAUUGGACUAAAAAUUCUAAGAAAUUAAAAAUGAAGUAAGCUAGAUAAAGACAACUUUAAGAGAAGAAAUCAAGCUUCAAGAAUAAAGAAAUCAAAAGGCUUUAGAAUCACAAAAUGCAUCUGAAUUAGAACUAAAAAUGAAAAUGGGAGAAAUAAAGCUCUUAAUAUUUUCUUAAUAACCUGAGGAGAAAGUUAGAAUCAGAAUGUAUAAAAAAUUACUAACUAAAACAACUCUUUAUUAGUUUAGAGAAAGAAUUAGAUAUGACAGCUAUAAAUGGGUUUGUUUCAGUAGGUAUUACAGUGGGUGCUUGAGUGGAUACACAGCAAAUGAAUUUAGAUCAGUUGAAAAUGAACAAAUUUAUCACUGUGCUGAUUGCAACUUCGAUCUUUGUGUUAAAUGUAAUGGUCGAUAUGAAGUACAUUAGCAUGAAUUGAAGCUAGUAACUUUCGGUGAACUAAGGAAAUCAGAGAAAGAAUAUUCUGCUUGGGGUUGUGAUGCAAGAUAAUUUAUAUCAUGCAACAUUGGCAAAGUUCAUGAUGAUCCAUUUGAAUAUCUCUAUAUUGAUUAUGACACUUAUUAUAUCUUCUGUCAGAGUUGCGUUAAGGCUCAUAAGAUUUGA
Molecule: messenger RNA, 1701 nt
Organism: Stylonychia lemnae
Lineage: Eukaryota; Ciliophora; Spirotrichea; Sporadotrichida; Oxytrichidae
Source: the annotation of a GenBank genome assembly